UGCUGCAGCGUGCAGCUCGGGCGAGAGUAGACAGUGUCUUGUUUGGGGAGCAGCCGGCGUCGCGCAGUAGUUGCCAACCCCUCGGUGCCUGAAGAUCUGUUACCACCACCGACCACCGCGCGCUUCGCCCAGUUGCUUCUCCGCCGUGCCGCUGAAAUCUGGAUUCUCUUCAACAAUGUGUGGGACUAUGUGGAGAUCCGUGCUGAUCCUGACUAUAUGGCUCCCAGCCACGCUGAUAGACAGCGCGCGCGGCGACGUGGAGUCUGCGUCGCUGCCGCUGGAGCACCGCGCCGUGUACGGCCCGCCGCCCCCGGGGGCGCUGGCCGGGGGCGGGCUCGGGGGCGGCGACGACCCCUGGCCCCUCGCCGCGCCCGACAUGCCGCAGAUCAAGCACCUGCAGGUGCAGUGCGAGAAGACGCACAUGCGCGUCAACAUCGAGUUCGACCGGCCCUUCUACGGCAUGAUCUUCUCCAAGGGUUUCUACAGUGAUCCUCACUGUGUUCACUUGAAACCUGGGACUGGUCAUCUCAGCACCACCUUCGAAAUAUUCCUCAACAGCUGCGGUAUGUCUUCUUCAGCGAAUCACAAUGUUGACGGCUAUGGCGGCAGUCCCACGCCCAGCGGAAGUUAUGUUGAAAACACGAUCAUCAUUCAGUACGAUCCCUACGUACAGGAAGUAUGGGAUCAAGCAAGGAAACUGCGCUGUACUUGGUACGACUUCUACGAGAAAGCAGUUACCUUUAGGCCUUUCCAAGUAGACAUGCUACAUGCAGUUACAGCGAACUUCCUUGGAGACAAUCUUCAGUGUUGGAUGCAAAUUCAAGUUGGGAAGGGCCCUUGGGCCUCUGAAGUCUCUGGGAUUGUUAAAAUUGGCCAAACUAUGACGAUGGUACUUGCCAUAAAAGAUGACGAAAGCAAGUUUGAUAUGUUGGUCAGAAACUGCGUUGCUCACGAUGGUAAGCGAGCACCAAUACAACUUGUUGAUCAGUAUGGUUGUGUGGUGAGGCCAAAAAUUAUGAGCAAAUUCCAGAAGAUCAAGCACUUUGGACCCUCAGCAUCUGUAGUGUCAUAUGCUUACUUCCAGGCUUUUAAGUUCCCCGACUCCAUGAACGUCCACUUCCAGUGCGUGAUCCAAGUCUGCAGGCAUCGCUGCCCGAAUCCUAAGUGCGGUGGUUUGAGUGGGGAGUACGGUAUACCUGCCCUGGGAGGACCUCAUGGCAAUGGACUUUCAGGAGAAUAUGGACCUCCACCUCCUCCAACUGGAGGAAACAGCCUACAUUCCGAGUAUGGACCUCCUUCCCUUUCCGAAUACGGCCUACCUGCUUUCCCUGAUCCGAGACACCCUACUGGGCCUUCUGGGGCGUAUUCCGAAAACAAAGCAGACGUCGUGCCGCCGCCAUCUUCUCAGGCGCAGCAGAGCUCAUCUACAUCGAACCCUCCGAACUCUUCCUCGGCGCCGCCGCCAGCUCAAGCCCAGUCGACGCACCAGAAUGGGGCUCUCGGCAGCAGCAGCAACAACAUCCACUUGCCCCCGCCGCCCCUGCCUGGACAGCAGGCCGCCUACACUACCGUCAAGAGGAAGGGCGGCGUCAUCGACGAGAUCGAAGGCAACCUGGCAACCUUGGGCGGACGGCCCAGGUCCGUGGAGGUGGAGUUCCAUGGCGCCCGCCGGCGGAGAAGUGCGCCGAUGGUCGUCGUCACCAAGGUCUACAAGAGAGAAGCUCAAGAGAUGACUGACGUCAACACGAGUAGGAUAAUUCAAGUCGUAGCCCCAGGAGACGUCAAUUUUGCACUAAAUGGCGCAGCGAGCAACGAAACUUUAGUUAUACAGUCUGCCUCGGCAUCACCAGACUCUGGGAGUGUCUGCAUGUCAGUUCCGAGUUUUGUUGGAGGGUUGGUAAUGCUCCUCUUAGUAUUGGUCGUCGCCUGUCUCGUAGCUGCAUUCUUGUUCGUGAGAGUAAGAGCUUUCGAUAGGAAAGGAGCGACAACUUUUGUUCAAGGAUACGACAAUACGGAUUUUGUGAAAGUGGCUAACUAAACUUAACUCGAGGAGCGAAAUAUAAAUAUUGGUGUGUUUUUCCUUACUCGACAAAUACGUGAUGUAUUUGUGGAGACAAAGGUUGCACAUGUUAUAAACAACACCUUUUGGAGAGAUUCGUUGAUUAAAGUGGUUCACUUUAACAUUGUUUUAUACGAGGCAAUGCGAAGAAAGUUAUUUCUUUUUCAUUAUAGGAAUUACUCAACUACCAAAUAUUACCGGAAUAUGAGUACACGUUACGAAAGUGAAAGUUAAUUCCACUCUUCCAUUUUGACCAAUGUGAUCUGGUGCUUCAGCAUGAAGUACUUCCAGUCAUAGUUCAUGUUAACACAGUAGCGAGGAAAUAUGUUUAUAGAAACCAUGGCUGUUCUGUGAUAUACCUGAAUUAUCUUAAAGGUGUCCAUACGCUGAGGUACAUCACUAGGCACUGAGGUGUUCAAUGCAUUGUGAUAGGCCAAGUGCUCUGACACAACAAACAUUUAAGAAUACAACAUAACAUUUUUUUUAAUAAAACCAAGACUGUUUAACACUUUUUUUUAAAUUAGGUAGUUUGCGCCCAGCGAUUUCAAAUGAAGAAUCGAAUGUGCUUAAUUAAAUGUGUUACUGAUUUGCUCAUCUGACUGUAAGCUUUGAAGUGUUAUGUAUUAAUUUAUUUUUGUGAUUAUCAACUGUUUACUACGAAAAAUGUUUUACCUAUUAAAAAUUAAUAUUUAACAAUCAUUCCAGGAAAUGUGAACACAACUAUAUAAGGCAGUGAUAUUAUCAUGGUAUGUAAAAAGCAAGUUUAAUUGCAUUUUUGUUGAGUCUUUUGUGGUACUAAAGAGGGAUGUUUUUAGCCGUAUACAUUUACUCGAAGAAAUCGGUACAAUUGCUAAGAUUAAAUUAACUAGAAAGUCGUCAAACAUUUGUAUUUUUUUUUUUUUUUGUAAUAUUUCACGAUGUUUUUAAAGUAUAAAACGUAUACUCAUAAAAAAUGCACUGCGUGAAAAUCUAUCUUCAGAACUCUACUUAAGAAUACUAGUGAAAUUUUUGAUCAUAUUGUGUUAUCUCAUUUCAACUGUUUCAGAUUUUAAUUCGCUAGACUAGUGUAUUAGGUAAAAUUGUGAGUUGUCUUACCAACACACUUUUAUUUUACUAAAAAAAAUACAUCCAGAAGUAUGUUUAACUUUUAAACACCAUGUAAAAAUACUUGUAUUUCAAUUAAAUGCUAUAAACACACUUAAGUAUGACAGGCUUACCGUCCAGCAGAAACAAAGAAGUGCCCAAUUGUUAUGUUAUUUACUGUGUUGUAUUUAUAGCAUAGUAUUGUUCAUUUCACUGCUCAUUCACAACAAUGUCAUCAUUCAAGAGGUAAUAAAUUCACGAUUUAGAAUAGUCUUAUUUAUUUUUAUAUGUAACAAGCUAAUUUUCCAUUGUUGUAAUUUAUUCUUGUGACAAAUAUUAAAGCAAAGAAAAAAA
Bacillus rossius redtenbacheri is the source of this 3496-nucleotide messenger RNA. RefSeq lists its product as uncharacterized. NCBI's taxonomy places the organism in Eukaryota, Metazoa, Arthropoda, Insecta, Phasmatodea, Bacillidae. Bases 176 to 2038 code for a protein of 620 amino acids. The transcript is spliced from 4 exons. The record is from RefSeq and is a predicted model, not a curated record.